CCACAAUCAAAACAACACAUUUGCCCAUUAUAUCAAUACGUCAUAUUCCAAAAAAUAAAACACUUGAAGAUCCUCUUAAAAAUGGAGGAUAUUCAUCCAGUGUGGUGCAUUCUGGGCUCGGGUGGUCACACAGCUGAAAUGUGCAUCAUUCUGCAGGGACUGCUGCGACAAACCAAAGAUAUUAGCAAGUACAAACCAAUGAAAUUUUUGGUAGCCAAUACAGACCAAACAUCCAAAGACAAAGUUCAGCUAACCAUGAGUGAGCUGGAGCAGCCGGCAACAGAGGAUGACUUUAUUUAUAUACCAAGAGCGAGAGAAGUUGGCCAGAGUUGGUUUACCACAGUUUUCUCCUUCCUCUACGCCUUGUUGUGGAGUUUUUGGUUGGUGUUCAAGGAGAAGCCCCGUCUCAUACUGUGUAAUGGACCGGGCACAUGUGUACCCUUUUGCUUGGCAGGUUUCGUGCAGAAUUUGGCACGUCGAUCGAAAACCAAACUCGUGUAUGUAGAGAGUUUUUGUCGGGUGAACGAUAUUUCAAUGUCCGGCAGGAUAUUGCUACCCUAUCUGGAUGUCAUGAUUGUUCAGUGGGAACCUCUAACGAAAAUAGAAUAUUUGGGUUGUAAGAAAAUUAAAUAUUUUGGCAAUAUUUUGUAAGCAAACACACACACACACACGCAACACGUACGAGACAAACAACAAAGAUUUAUUUUGUAAGGUUAACAAAUAAAAAUAUAAAAAUUCCGUUUUAA
Messenger RNA from Stomoxys calcitrans (stable fly), 746 nucleotides. RefSeq names its product UDP-N-acetylglucosamine transferase subunit ALG14 homolog (gene Alg14). The record is from RefSeq and is a predicted model, not a curated record. Gene Ontology annotation, cellular component: UDP-N-acetylglucosamine transferase complex. Bases 82 to 651 code for a protein of 189 amino acids. NCBI's taxonomy places the organism in Eukaryota, Metazoa, Arthropoda, Insecta, Diptera, Muscidae. Gene Ontology annotation, biological process: dolichol-linked oligosaccharide biosynthetic process. The transcript has a single exon.